AAGGCGGGGCCUUUGCCUCUGUUGUGUGCGCCGCCUGUACUGGAGCGAAGCUCGCGUUUGUGAUCUCUUCUUCAGCGACAAUAGACGGAACCAAGGGGGAUAUUCUGGUGAAGAGAGAAGAAAUCAAAGAUGGCGCUGAAGUUUCUGAACAAGAAGGGGUGGCAUACGGGGAGCCUAAGGAAUAUCGAGAACGUUUGGAAGGCGGAGCAAAAGCAUGAUGCCGAGCAAAAGAAGCUGGAGGAGCUUCGUAAGCAAAUUCAAGAGGAGAGAGAGCGUACGGAGUUUCGUCUUCUUCAGGAGAAGGCAGGCUUGGUCCCUAAGCAGGAGAGAUUGGAGUUUCUAUACGAUUCUGGUUUAUCCGUAGGGAGGACUGAGAAUUCUGAAGGAUUUAAGGCCCUCGAAGCUUUCCCGAAGCCCGAUGCCGGUGACGCACCUUCUUCCUCGGCUUCUGCAUCUAAGCAGCAAACUGCUCCUGGUGCUUUAUUUGAGGACAAGCCUCACUCAGCCAAUGAUGCUUGGAGAAAGCUUCAUUCUGAUCCAUUGCUCAUGAUUCGCCAGCGUGAGCAGGAAGCACUUGCAAAAAUAAAAAACAACCCCAUCAAGAUGGCCAUGAUUAAAAAAUCAGUUAAAGGAACAGAACCUGAAGAGAAAACUCUUGACAAAAAGGAACGAAAGAAGCAUCGUCAUAGUAGUUCAAAGCAUCACAAGCAUUCAUCAUCAAGACACCCGUCUGAUCCUGAAGAUGACCCUUCGGAAAGGAGAAAGAGGAAGACAGGUCACGGUUAUAAGCAGCAUCAUAAAGCCCACUCAGAUUCAGAGUAUGAUUCUGGUGAAGAGGAGGGGAGAAGAAAGAGGAAGCACAACGAAGAUAGAAAAUACAUAGAGAAGUCCCCCAGCCGCAGUCCAAGGCAAAGAGGUACAAGAGACUAUAAUAAAAAAACUGAUGACAGAUAUUAUAGCAAGUCCAAGUCAGAAAGAUAUGCUUCAGAUGGUCAGUCAAAUGGUGAUACCUUUAAAAGUGGCAGGGAGAGUGAGCGGGAAGAUAGGAGCUUCAUUGAUUCUAGCUCUAAUAGAUCGUCACAGUAUAAGCGAAGAAAUGCAGUACCAAAACUUUCAGAAGAAGAGCGAGCUGCUAAACUCAAGCAGAUGCAAUUGGCUGCUGAGUUGCAUGAAGACCAGAGGUGGAAACGGUUAAAGAAGGCAGAGGAGAAUGAUGCAAAAGAAGUCAUCCAGAGUAGUACAUCUGGUGGUAGGAAUUUCUUGGAUGCAGCGCACAAGAGUGUCUAUGGUGCUGCUGAAGGUGGGAGCUCAUCAAUAGCGGAGAGUGUCCGCCUUCGGACACAUUACUCUCAAGGUAGGUCCGAAGCAGGUGAAGGCAAUGCAUUUAGGCGCUGAUGUACUUGAAUUCUUUUCAGCUUCUCCAAGAAGCAGAAGUUUGAAUCCUAAAACAAUUCAGCUAACCACCCCCACCUUUUGGUGUGAUGCGCUUGGAUUUUGAAUGCUGCUAUUGCCAAUCAUAGCUAUCCACGCGGUCUUUUCAGGCUCGGUCAUGUGAUAUUAUCCCUGUAUCAAUCUGUAAUGCUGUUUAAUUUGAAUUUAUCUUGAUUUUGGAAGAUCCAUGUUUCAGGGGAAUAUAUGUACAACGGUGUUUAAGGUUUUAGGAUUUAUUUACAUAAAAUAAUAUGAUAGGAUUCAUCUUGAAAAUAUUGGGAAAACAAGUAGAGUAUAUCGUAUGAGAAGAAGUGAUUGAAA
Neltuma alba is the source of this 1752-nucleotide messenger RNA. RefSeq names its product pre-mRNA-splicing factor CWC25 homolog. The record is from RefSeq and is a predicted model, not a curated record. Lineage: Eukaryota; Viridiplantae; Streptophyta; Magnoliopsida; Fabales; Fabaceae. The transcript has 4 exons. Gene Ontology annotation, cellular component: U2-type spliceosomal complex. Gene Ontology annotation, biological process: mRNA splicing, via spliceosome. Bases 130 to 1395 code for a protein of 421 amino acids.